This is a messenger RNA of Fusarium venenatum, 3795 nucleotides long. RefSeq lists its product as uncharacterized. NCBI's taxonomy places the organism in Eukaryota, Fungi, Ascomycota, Sordariomycetes, Hypocreales, Nectriaceae. The record is from RefSeq and is a predicted model, not a curated record. Gene Ontology annotation, molecular function: proteasome binding; cysteine-type deubiquitinase activity. Gene Ontology annotation, biological process: regulation of proteasomal protein catabolic process; protein deubiquitination; proteasome-mediated ubiquitin-dependent protein catabolic process.
AUGGCCGCCCCAGAUAAUGAUACUUACGGAGCGUUGCCUGGCACAGAACUCCCCAAUGUAUCACAAAACUGGACGCAGUUCAAAGGCGAGAUACACGACAAGUCCUUGGAAGGAUGCCAUCCCUCAAGGUGGAUAUAUGAACUUCUGAACAACAACUUCACUACAUGCGACAUCUUUCGACGAGCACAACAAGCGGACCUGGACGUUCCUUACCAAUGGCAAAAUCACGCCCAUCGACUGAUCAUAAAUGGCAACCAGAGCUAUAUCACCUCAGACACACGCACCUUGUCAUCAGUGUGUAUUGAAUGCCAUUUCCAUUUCGUUUUCAAACUGGCUUGGCAGAAGGAUCAUACAGACGAACUCUGUAACCCCCGCCAAGCACAAUGGCCUCCAAGAGAUGGCAGAUUUCCCUGGCAUCACCUUGCCUGGGCUGGCUCAAAAACCACAAUGGAUUUUCUCCCCGAACGGAGCAAGUACAAUCCUCUUGUUGCCCGCGAGAACUUUGCUUGCUCAGCAGCACCAUGCACAUUCCAAGUCACCCUUGAUAUCUCGAAGCCUCGCAUGCCUUUAUGGUGGAUCGACCUACUGCUCGACUCUGAUGCGAUCCGUGAAGAGUUGCGUAUCGCCAAGGAGAAUGACCCGGAACGUUACAUGGCGGCGACUGAUGAUUGGGCUAUGCAAGCCCCUCUAAAUCUCAACACCUACCUCAAAAACUUGAUAGAGGCAACGUCCCAGGAAGGUGCUAGAAGUAUUUCAAAACGUAACAAGCGAUUCGCUGUGCUCUUUGGUCCCCGCUGCUUUAAGAUAUUCCAAGAACUCGAAUUUGAGGAAACAGUCGACAUCAGAGAAGAUGAUGUGGAUGAAGGGGCGUUUAAGCCUGUGGUUCCUCCUCCUCCUGACGCACCGUCUGGGGCUACCCGGAUAGGGACAUAUCGCGGAUACAUCGAGGAUGUUCGAGCUGAAGUGCAGUGCUUGAUUCACAAACGGGGCGAACCAGCAGAGCUUUGUACUCCCACCCUACACGCCUAUCUGGGCUGCUCAGAGGUCCCAGACGCCAGCUCCAAUGUAUUUGUCAACCUCGACCGUUACAAAUUGAUGGGCGUUUUGCCAAAUCAACCCAAAGAAAUUGUCGAUAAUGCUUAUAGGAGACAAUGGGAUUUGCUGCCAGACUCGCGGAGAAGGAAACUAAUAGAUGCUCUCGGACAAAUUGCCAACGACCUGAACGAUGAGGACUUCAGCCACUACGCCGUCAUGCAAUCCUCAGUUUACGAAAGUCAGGCUCCAACACAAACCAACGAUGAGGAUACGGAAGUGAUAAACCAAGCUUUGCUUUUCUUCGGGCUGCAGCCACCAAAUAACCACAAUGCUGAUUCAAUAGUGCUGGCGUAUCGACGCACGGUGGCACAAUAUCCCAGCAAUGCUACUUCUGCACGAGGCAUGUUGAUGCUGGUUUCUAAUACGUCCAGCGACGAAGCCUACAAAAACCUUUUGAUGGCAGAAUACGUGGGAGGAUUUUCCUUGACCACCGCUAAAGAGAUACUCGGAUUGAGCGAUGCAAGCUUCGACUCUGAUACUCUCGACAGUAUCAAGAACAAGAUCCAAAAUGCCAAGGACAAGGAUGCCAAGACAACCUACCUGGACGCAAUGGACAAAAUUGUCGAGUACACAAAUUCUACAGACCUCAAAAGCAUCGUUGCCGAGUUGCGACAACAAAACGGUAUUUCAGCCUCUACUGACGUAUUUACAUCCAGUAGUCUAGACCAAGCUGCCGAUUAUGAUCUUCCCGUUGGGCUUGAGAACAUCGGAAAUACGUGUUACUUGAACAGCCUUUUGCAGUACCUCUUCACUGUCAAGCCAGUACGAGAGAUUGCUGUCAAUUAUAAUGACUUCAAGCUGGAGUUAACUGAUGAGACAAUCGAGGGUCGACUACUUGGUGGCAACAAGAUGCGGAUGAAGCGUGAGGAAGCUGUCGUUGCCCAAGCAUUCGCCCAAGAGCUCUCAGAGUUGUUCAACAAGCUUGAAACAUCAGAAACGAGAGCAACAAGGCCCUCACAGAGAUUAGCGAAUGCUGUCCUUCUGGAUACCGACACCCUCGUCAAAGCUGCUAACACUUCCACUGAAACGGGCACCGCAAACCAACCACCGCCACUUCCUACACGGCCACCCCCAGGCCUUCCAGUUAAGGAUUCAGAAGAUGUGGAAAUGGCUACUGUGUCCGUCAAAGACGAUCUAGACCCGAACGAUGCAGCUAGUACCGCUAGUUCUCAGACACUUGUCGAAGAUUCCGAUCGUUCCUAUGACAAAGUCGAAGCCUCCCCUACCAACAAAGGCAAUCAAAUUACUGACACCAUUAUGGAAGUCGGACAGGAUGAUGAUGUGGUUGAAAUCAGCCGGCCAAACCACCAAGCCGAUGAAUUUAUCGAAGUCUCCGAGAAGGAGACCAAUGGUGUUUCCAACGAGGAUCAGUCUCCUGAUGCCAAGAUGAUAGAUGCCGAGGAUCCCCAAACAAUUGACCAGAAGGUACUAACAGCCCUGGAGCACCAGGAGAGAUCUUCUGGUACAGACCAACAAGAUGUUGAGGAAGUCAUGGGAAAUAUCAUCAGCCGCCUCCAAGCUGCCAUACGACCGUCAUCCAUCAACGAUGUUACAGGAAUCCAAAUGGAACCUAUUAUGGAAACCUUCUUCGUUACAACGAUCAAUUAUACCAAAAAGUUUGACGAGAGCGUUUAUCAGAAGGAAAUCAGUUUUGAUCGGUUUAUCACGGCUUUUCCUUCUCCACAGGGAGGAACAUGCUCACUAUAUGAUGCACUCGGCCGUAACUUUGAUCAGCAGGCUAUCGAAGGAAGCCAGCAAUCAAGAUAUACAGCCAUCAAGACACUGCCUCCUGUCUUGCACGUCCUUAUUCAGCGCUCACAGCUUGUUGAUGGCAAGAACAACAAUCCGGUCGAGAUUCCUGAGACGCUGUACCUUGACCGGUAUAUGGACGCUCCCCACGACUCGUCAACGUUCCGAGAUCGGAAACAAAGUUGGGCAACUGCUAAUCGCAUAUCGGAGAUCGUGGCUUCCUUGGCUGCCGCAGGAAGCAUAGGUCCAACAGGCCCCUUUCUGGAAUCUUUUUUUCAAGAAGGGAAAUCAGAUGAUAGAAACACGACUACCACAGAUGAUGUCACAAUGGUAGAUGAGGAGGAGAUUGGGGAAGAGUCCUGGAAUUUUGAUGGCCCGGUAGAUGAUGAUUUCCUGGUGGUCAACCGACCCAAUAAACCUACAGCUUCUGAAGUCGAACAGCCUGAGAUGCCGCAAGGCAUCAGAGCAACUGAAGCCGCCAUUCUAGAGCAAAUGGAAUCCGAGCUAAGGGAGACAACAGAAGGUCUAGAGAAGUACUACGCCGGGCUCAAGAGCAAUCCCUACCGUCUCCACGCUGUCAUUUGCCACAGGGGUAGUCUCAGGUCUGGGCACUACUGGGUGUGGAUUUAUGACUUUGAACGAAAUGUGUGGCGCAAAUACAACGAUUCGAACGUUGAGGUCAAACACAGCACCGAAGAAGUUCUGAAAACAUUGAGCUCCAGUGGCGAACCUUACUUCCUUUGCUACGUCCGUGACGAGGACAAGGAGAAGUAUGUUGAUGUACCCCGGCGUCGACGCCCGUUGCCAUCUUUAGGCGAGGCGUUACCAUCUUUAGGCGAGGUGUUGCAGCCUAAAGAUGCCGAUGGAGACACCCAGAUUAGCAGCGCUGAUAUGGUUAAGACCUCGGCUGUUGUCCAUGAGCCUCCGCCUCCUUACUCGCAGAGCGACUAG